CCAAUAUUAGCUGCGCACAACUGAGAACUGUAAAACAAGCGACCGUUGGGAAAAACACAACACAAACAAUCAAAACAAAAGAGCGACGCGACGCCAAAAACAUCAAACAAAUCCCAGGAUGCCUGUCACAAAAAUCUUCGUUCCUUGUGGUCAGUGGAAAAACUAGAACUCAGGUUUCGUCGGUUCCGUCAAUAUUUCGUGUAACAGAGAUCCUGGGAACGAGAUAAUGUGAAUCCAAUAUGGCGGGAGCAGCAUGUCCGUUUGGACGUUUGUCACCCUGUAAACAUGUCGCUCUCCGGGAUCUCAUCCAAGGUGUUAAGAAAUUUGUAGUAGUCUGCAAGCGUCAUGCAUCCAACAACAAUUCUUUCAGCAAUGAUGUAUUUUCGUAUAAUCGCUUGCCGGCGUCUCUUCACGAUCGUUUUGAAUUUAGACUGUUAUCUCUCAUGGCACCAAGAAACGCACACAAUUUUCCGCGACUGUGGAACCGGAGUUUAUUUUGGUAUUGCUGUAGGAGAUAUUGUUCAGGUAGUUCACAUAUUGAGAAAACACAAACUGACCCAAAGACAUUAACAAGACCGCAUCUUUCUCAUCUGUGUGAAACAAUAAAGAAGGAACUCAACUCAUCCAUAACACCUCUUAGAGAGGUAAGCCAUUAUUACUUUGAUGGUCAAGGAAAGUACAUCAGACCAAUGAUUGAGGGAGUAGAAAUACUCCCAGUCGGUUUCGUGUUUCAGAAACGGAAUAUGCUCCGGUGUGAUGGACCACUUGGCUCAUAUGCAGACUUUACCAUACGUUUAGGCUUCAUCGCGUGA
This is a messenger RNA of Orbicella faveolata, 812 nucleotides long. RefSeq names its product all trans-polyprenyl-diphosphate synthase PDSS1-like. Gene Ontology annotation, biological process: ubiquinone biosynthetic process; isoprenoid biosynthetic process. Gene Ontology annotation, cellular component: mitochondrion; transferase complex. Gene Ontology annotation, molecular function: prenyltransferase activity. NCBI's taxonomy places the organism in Eukaryota, Metazoa, Cnidaria, Anthozoa, Scleractinia, Merulinidae. The record is from RefSeq and is a predicted model, not a curated record.